Molecule: messenger RNA, 1163 nt
Organism: Phyllostomus discolor (pale spear-nosed bat)
Lineage: Eukaryota; Metazoa; Chordata; Mammalia; Chiroptera; Phyllostomidae
Product: 60S ribosomal protein L7-like 1
Biological process (GO): maturation of LSU-rRNA from tricistronic rRNA transcript (SSU-rRNA, 5.8S rRNA, LSU-rRNA)
Cellular component (GO): cytosolic large ribosomal subunit
Molecular function (GO): RNA binding; structural constituent of ribosome
Source: RefSeq, a predicted model, not a curated record
AGCCACAGCGUUGUGAAGAUGGUGGAGGGAGAGCAAAGAAAAAAGAUCUCUUUGGUUCCAGAAAAUCUCCUGAAAAAGAGGAAGGCUUAUCAGGCCCUCAAAGCCACCCAGGCAAAGCAGGCACUUUUGGAAAAGAAGGAGCAAGUUAAAUAUAUCAAGUUUAAGCAACUGGAAUGGUUCCUCCAUGAUGCCUGGCGGCAGCAGCGUGACAAGGUAUGCCUCCGACACCUGGAAGUGAAACCUCAUGGUUUGGAAGUGCCAGAUGAACACUCCUUGGCCUUCGUUGUGCGCAUCCAAAGGGUUAAUGGAGUGAGUUUAAAGGUGCAGAGGACCAUUGUGAGGCUUCGCCUGAAGAUUUUCAGUGGUGUCUUUGUCCAAGUGACCCCCCAAACCAUAAAAACGCUGCUCAUGGUGGAACCUUAUGUGACCUGGGGAUUUCCAAAUCUGAAGUCUGUCCGGGAACUCAUCUUGAAACGUGGACAAGCCAAGAUCAAGAAUAAAAUCAUCCCUUUGACAGAUAACACAGUGAUUGAGGAGCACCUGGGGAAGUUUGGUGUCAUCUGCUUGGAAGACCUCAAUCAUGAAAUUGCCUUCCCAGGGAAGAACUUCCAGGCAAUCUCAGAGUUCUUGUGCCCUUUCCAGCUCUCAGUGGCCCGUCACGCCACCAAGGAUAGAGUAGGCUUCCUCAAGGAGAUGGGCUUACCUGGCUAUCCAGGUGAACGCAUCAAUCAGCUCAUCCGACAGCUGAACUAAACCCAGAAUAUCUGAAAGCACAAUGCCUUGGAAGCAUGUGUUUUUGUUUUUUGGAAUUACCAGUAUCUUCAAAGAAGAUUAUUUUCGGCUAUAUCUUCAGAAGCUGGAGGGCAGGAGUCAGGGAAAAGAUGGUGGUGUUCGUAGCAGGCACUUCUUAUCACAGCCCUGUUCCAAAGGAAAAGUCCAGUGUGUUUUCCACAUUCGCUACUACUACCACCUUGAAGGCAGCAAAGGACUCAUGCCGUGCAAGAGGGGUCCCGCUUUGUCCCAUCUUCUCUCCAAGGGCUUAAUGUUGAUGAACAGAUACCCAAGCAUGAAUGCCAAGCCCAGAGCCGUACUUGAACCUGGGGGUUCCUAAGGCUUUGUUUUUGGAAAGAACUCGAAAUACAUUUUAGAAGAGCACAAAAAAA